AUGGAGGCGCUCACCUUUAACAUUAAUGACGGCUUCCUCGAAGGCAUCGUGCGCGGGUACAAGGCGUCGAUGCUGACGGCCGCAAAUUACCAAGCGCUAACACAGUGCGAGACGCUGGAGGACCUGCGUAUGCAGCUCUCUGCGACGGACUAUGGCAACUUUUUGGCUAACGAGCCUUCGCCCAUUGCUACUUCGGCGAUUGCUCAGCGUGCAGCCCGUAAGCUCGUGAAUGAGUUCGAGUUCCUGCGUGCGAAUGCUACAGCGCCGCUCAACAAGUUCCUCGACUAUCUCACGUAUUCGUACAUGAUCGAUAAUGUCAUCUUGCUGAUCACAGGUACUCUCCAUGGCCGUGACACACAUGAACUGUUGGAUCGGUGCCAUCCGCUAGGCUGGUUUGAUACCCUUCCUGCUCUCUGUGUGGCUACCAACGUGGAGGAGCUAUACCGCACAGUCCUUGUCGAGACCCCUCUUUCACCGUACUUCCGCGACUGUUUCUCUGCCUCCGAUUUGGACGACCUGAACAUUGAGAUCAUUCGCAACAAGCUGUACAAGGCAUACUUGGAAGAUUUCCACGAGUUCUGCCAAUCGCUCGGCGGCCCGACUGCAGAGAGCAUGGGCGAGCUCUUGGCUUUCGAGGCGGAUCGCCGUACUAUCAACAUAACGAUCAACUCGUUCGGCACAUUGCUGAGCAAGUCAGAGCGUGCUCGUCUUUUCCCAAGCCUCGGAAAGCUUUUCCCUGCGGGCAACAAUGCCUUGGCCAAAGCCGACGAACUCGAUCAGGUCAAAGCCAUCGUCGAAUCUGUGCCUGAAUACCGCCGGCUGUUUGAUGAUGGCGGCGUUGGGUCUAUGGCAGAUGGUCAAGCUGGUAUCGAUAUGAUUGAGGAUAAAAUGUUCGAGUAUGAAGUGGAACUGAACCGUCUUCUCACGAUGACCCAGUUCCAGUAUGGCAUCUUCUACUCGUGGCUGAAGCUCAAGGAGCAGGAAAUCCGCUCGAUUUGCUGGAUUGCCGAGUGUAUCGCACAGAACGCUCGCGACCGCAUCAAUGACUUUGUGCCGCCUGUCUAG
Molecule: messenger RNA, 1065 nt
Organism: Malassezia pachydermatis
Lineage: Eukaryota; Fungi; Basidiomycota; Malasseziomycetes; Malasseziales; Malasseziaceae
Product: atpase v0 complex subunit d
Exons: 1
Coding region: 1-1065 (354 amino acids)
Biological process (GO): vacuolar transport; proton transmembrane transport; vacuolar acidification
Cellular component (GO): proton-transporting V-type ATPase, V0 domain; fungal-type vacuole membrane; vacuolar proton-transporting V-type ATPase complex
Molecular function (GO): proton-transporting ATPase activity, rotational mechanism
Source: RefSeq, a predicted model, not a curated record